Messenger RNA from Fusarium coffeatum, 1518 nucleotides. RefSeq lists its product as uncharacterized. Bases 1 to 1518 code for a protein of 505 amino acids. Lineage: Eukaryota; Fungi; Ascomycota; Sordariomycetes; Hypocreales; Nectriaceae. The transcript is spliced from 2 exons. The record is from RefSeq and is a predicted model, not a curated record. Gene Ontology annotation, biological process: cAMP catabolic process; cGMP catabolic process; negative regulation of glucose mediated signaling pathway. Gene Ontology annotation, molecular function: 3',5'-cyclic-GMP phosphodiesterase activity; 3',5'-cyclic-AMP phosphodiesterase activity.
AUGGUGGCAGACACGAAACCUGCUCUGCAGGUGAUUGUAUUGGGCUCUGGAGGUGGUCCUCAAGAAUCAAAUACAACGGCCUUCUUGGUUCGCUCUGUUGGUGCGAAAUGGCAUCGUGGGUCAAUCAUUGCUGUUGAUGCUGGCGUUCAUCUUUCUGCUAUUACACGUAUUAUGGAAGAAUCGAUACCGUCACCACCGCCGCCUCCUCCUUUCACACUCACCACAGGUCCUUUUGCAGGCCUUGAGCUUCCUUACUCUUCAGCCUCUGCUAAUGCUGCUUUCGUCACACGACAUCUUGUUGACACAUAUCUCAUCACACACCCUCAUCUUGAUCACAUCUCAGGCUUCGUUGUCAACACAGCUGGCUUUCCAGGAACAAGGCCCAAGAAACUGGCUGCUUUGCCUGGUACAAUCCAGGCGUUCAAGAAACACAUCUUCAACAACGUUAUAUGGCCUAACCUCAGUGAUGAGAACAACGGAGCGGGUCUAGUGACUUACAUGAGACUGGUUGAAGGAGGAAGCCCUUCACUCGGCGACGGUGAGACUAGAGGUUAUAUCGAAGUCGCUGAUGGACUCCUCGUGAAGACAUGGAGUGUGAGCCACGGUCAUUGUCUCGAGAAGCACGAUCAUAGAGGAUCUACAUCAAGUGCUAGUACUCGCUUCGGUAGCCACGAUGCAUCCAUGCCCAUGUCCAUGGGCCAAGGCCCACCUGCCCGUUCAAAUUCCUACUAUCCAGGAGCCAUGCACCGAGGUUCGGUCCUACUCUCCCAAGGUUUUGGUUCUAUCUCCAUGGGUGGUCCGCCCGAACAGGAGCGCAUGUGCGUCGUCGAUUCGAGCGCAUACUUCAUCCAGGAUCCCAUAACCAACCGCGAAGUCCUGAUUUUCGGAGACGUUGAGCCCGACAGCUUAUCAUUAAGUCCAAGGAACUCGCAGAUCUGGCAAGAGGCGGCACCAAAGAUUGCUUCAGGAAACCUUAAGGCUAUCUUUAUCGAAUGUAGUCAUGAUGACUCGGAAAUCAACGACCGCCUAUAUGGCCAUCUGAAGCCCCAGUUCGUCAUAGAGGAACUACGUGCGCUUGCCAGCCAAGUUGAACACUUUCGCACCUUGCGCUAUAACGAAUCUAAGAAGCGCAAGCGUAUGGGUAGCAACGCUGAUGAGGCUCCUCGACGGAAUCCCUCGCUUGCCAACUUCACAUCUGAAGACCCUGUGUCUCCCAAGACACUCAAGGCUUCAACACCAGACUAUAUGCCCCCGGGUCCUGAUACGCCUCCGACACCACACCUCGCUACACCGACAGCAGAGUUGACACUCAACCAGUCUGACUCGAUCACAUCCGUACCUGUGACUAGGAAACCCCUCGAGGGCCUACAAGUCGUCAUCAUCCAUGUCAAAGACCACUUGACCGACGGUCCUGACAGGGGCGAGGUGAUAUUGGAGCAACUACACGAUUACGAGAGCGAGGUACAAUUAGGGUGCGAAUUUGUCAUUUCUAAGCCUGGAAAAAGCUUCUAUCUUUGA